CAGAUGUCUUUCAACAGCAGCCGUCCGAUUGGUCAUACGGGAGCAGGGGCGUUCCUCUUCCGAUGGUCGCGGGCGCCAUGUUGGUUGCGGGCGCCAUCUUCCCGUCGUUCCGGGGGCGGGGACUCAGAGCACAUAAGUCGAGGCGGCGGCGUUCUCUUCUUCGCUGGCGGGAUGUUUCGCUUGAAGUUGGAGAUUUUCCGGAUGGUACUGUAUCUAUCCUUCCCUAUUGCUAUGUUCUGGUUUGCAGGCGAGAUGCAGAUUUUUCAAGAAUCUUUAAAUAAACCAAAGAUGUUUCCACCUGAUAAGGAUUAUACGAGAAUGGAAUUGGAAAGCUUCAAGGAGUGGAUGAGGAAGAAGCAUGAGGCGGAGCGGUUGCAGGCAGGCAAAGACUGAUGGUUUAGCUUUUCCCUCACCAAAUAAAUGCACCUUUUAAAAAGUUGUCAUGACUGGACACCUUUUAACUUUGACUCAAUUGUAUUGAUUUCUAGAUAUGCUACAGACAAGGGAAUAAAGAACAUACUGUUCCUUUG
Messenger RNA from Pogona vitticeps (central bearded dragon), 530 nucleotides. It is a transcript of the gene PET100, whose product is annotated as PET100 cytochrome c oxidase chaperone. Gene Ontology annotation, cellular component: mitochondrial inner membrane; mitochondrion. Lineage: Eukaryota; Metazoa; Chordata; Lepidosauria; Squamata; Agamidae. The record is from RefSeq and is a predicted model, not a curated record. Gene Ontology annotation, biological process: mitochondrial respiratory chain complex IV assembly.